AUGCACAGAACUUAUUCAUUGAGAGCUCAGAGAGCACCAACAGCUUCGCAAUUGCAGAGCCCCGCUCCUCCUCCAUCGUCCACUAGAUCCAAAUUCUUCGGUAAAGCCUCAAUCUCAAGCACGUUCCGCAAGAACGCAGCGGGGAACUUCGGCCCUGACUUGGCUAGAAAGCUAUCGCAACUCGUCAAGACUGAGAAGGGCGUUUUGAGAGCUUUGGAAAUUGUCGCCAUUGAGCGCCGCGCUGCUGCCAAACAGCUUUCGCUCUGGGGUCUAGACAACGACGACGACGUUUCGGAUGUGACCGAUAAAUUGGGCGUCCUUAUCUACGAACUUGGCGAGCUGCAAGACCAGUUUAUCGACAAGUACGACCAGUACCGUCUAACUUUGAAGGGCAUCAGAAACAUUGAGGCCUCCGUCCAGCCAUCUAGAGACCGUAAACAGAAGAUUACGGAUGACAUUGCCCGCCUCAAGUACAAAGAGCCAAACUCCACAAAGAUUCCGGUCUUGGAGCAGGAAUUGGUUCGUGCCGAGGCUGAAUCGCUGGUCGCUGAAGCCCAGCUCUCUAACAUCACCAGAGAAAAGCUAAAGGCUGCUUUCAACUACCAAUUCGAUUCUAUUCGUGAAUUGGCUGAGAAGUUUGCUCUUAUUGCCGGUUAUGGUAAGGCCCUGUUGGAGUUGCUAGACGACUCCCCUGUCACUCCAGGUGAGACUAGACUUGCUUACGAUGGCUAUGACGCAUCGAGACAAAUCAUCAUGGAUGCAGAAACUGCUUUAGAAGGCUGGACUCUCGACUCCGCCGCUGUUAAGCCAAGCUUGUCUUUCCACCAAACCGUCGACGACGUUUACGAAGAAGAUGAUGAGGAAGAGGGCGAGGCCGCUGCCGCGGAAGAGGAGUGGGCGGGUGAGCACGAAGGCGGUGAGGAAGAGGUUGAGAGUACCAGAGUUUAA
This is a messenger RNA of Lachancea thermotolerans CBS 6340, 948 nucleotides long. It is a transcript of the gene LSP1, whose product is annotated as lipid-binding protein LSP1. The transcript has a single exon. NCBI's taxonomy places the organism in Eukaryota, Fungi, Ascomycota, Saccharomycetes, Saccharomycetales, Saccharomycetaceae. Bases 1 to 948 code for a protein of 315 amino acids. Gene Ontology annotation, molecular function: lipid binding. The record is from RefSeq and is a predicted model, not a curated record. Gene Ontology annotation, cellular component: eisosome filament; plasma membrane. Gene Ontology annotation, biological process: endocytosis; negative regulation of protein kinase activity; eisosome assembly.